This is a messenger RNA of Aspergillus pseudotamarii, 4140 nucleotides long. RefSeq lists its product as uncharacterized. Lineage: Eukaryota; Fungi; Ascomycota; Eurotiomycetes; Eurotiales; Aspergillaceae. Gene Ontology annotation, molecular function: protein binding; protein serine/threonine phosphatase activity. The transcript has 6 exons. The record is from RefSeq and is a predicted model, not a curated record. Bases 1 to 4140 code for a protein of 1379 amino acids. Gene Ontology annotation, biological process: peptidyl-serine dephosphorylation; mitotic cell cycle. Gene Ontology annotation, cellular component: cytosol.
AUGUCUGGUGCAGAGGCAGCAUUGGUCCUCGGCGUGAUCUCUUCGGUCAUCGCGAUCGUUGAUGGAGCUAAGAAAGUCUACGAUGCGGCUGCCGAUGCCCAUGGCCUUCCCAAGGCCUUUGCGGAGGUAGCGGGACGGCUGCCGAUCGUCAAGGAGAUUCUCCGUGUGGCCGAACAACAUAUCAGGAACGAAGACGUGGGCAGGCAGUCGUGCCAGGCGAUGGAACCGAUCGUCAAAGCGUGUGAGGCGAAAGCCAAGAAGCUGGAUGUGCUCUUCCAGAAAGUCCUCCCCCCAGACGGCGCCUCCAGAGCGGAGCGGUACCUGAAGGCUCUGAGGACACUAGGAAAGGGCAAUCGGGUGGAGCUGUUGAUGAAAGGGAUGUUGGAGGAUGUGCAGCUUCUAGCGAGCGAGCGGGGCAUGAAGACAGUAACUACGAUUGAGCUGGACCAGAUAACCAACGCGAUCAGAGAAGUAUCAGCACUUCCACCGUCUAUCGACGAGCAUUUGCUCAGCGAUCCCGCGUUCAGUAAUAUCAACCAGGGUCCGGGGACGCAGACCAAUUACCAGGCGCAAGGGGACCAAUACAUUAAUCCUGGCGCGGGGAAGCAGUAUAAUGCUCAAACUAUGAGCUUUGGCAGUAAUGCGCAAAUGGAAAAGGCCCUGUUUUAUGUGAAGACAAUGAAUCUAUACUCGUCUUCUAUUUUAAAUGAUCGUGAACUGCGGGAGGCUUGCGAGAAAGGUGAAAUCCUCGUCACUGUAGUGUGGUUCCUAGAAGAACUGACCAUGCCUCAGCUGCAUUACGUCUCGAGCAAGUUGAAAAGGCUGCUUAUCUAUCCACGAGUGAACAAGUCACUUGCGUUCCCUCAGCUCGGUCUUCGCCAGCGGCGCAUCAAGAGAGCUCAAGCCGAUACAUGCGGAUGGUUUUUAAACGACAAAAGGUAUCUCGCGUGGCUCGAAAGAGAGAACCUCGAUGACCACUUUGGGCUGGUUUGGGUCAAGGGCGGCGUAGGUACAGGAAAAAGCACCUUGAUGAAUGAGGCUUACCUGGCCGCUUGUACGCGGGAAACGUCUUCUAUAGUAGCCGGAUACUUUGCCUCGCGAAUCGGAGACUUGCUAGAAAAGUCCACUCAAGGCCUUAUCAGAACGGUCUUGCUCCAAAUCCUUCCAAAGCAUCGAGUAAUGUUGGCAGACCUCGUCCACAUCUACGAGACCAGGAGAGCCCAGCAGGGUACGUCCUGGCAAUGGACCACCGAAGAGCUCUUGGGGUUUAUGGAGGUGCAUCUGAUCAAGACCGGGGGCACUACUUUCUACAUUUUUGUUGACGGUCUCGACGAAUGCGCAGAGGAUGAUGCCAGAGAUUUAGUCAGCUACUUUAGGAAGUUGACGCUGUCCGCCGCUGCAUCUGGAGGGAAUGUCAACGUCUGUCUUUCCAGCAGAUAUUAUCCGAACAUCGCCGCGUCGCUGUGUCCGGAGAUCAUGGUCGAAUCCGAAAACGAGGCAGACAUCCGUCACUAUGUUAAUGCAUGGCUGUUCAAAGACCGAGAAUUCGACCCUGUCACGAAAAAAAGCUUUGCCACAGAUAUUAUCCGAAGCGCUUCUGGAAUCUUCCUCUGGGCGUCGCUAGUUGUUGCACAAUUGAAUGAGGAUUGGGACAAAGGGAGAUCGGAGCAGACCAUGAGGGACAGGGUUCGGCAAUGCCCUGGGAAAAUCAACGAAAAAUAUGCCAAGCUCUUCGAAGAAGUUCUGGACGAGGAUGUGGACGAAACCUACCGCUUUUGGAGGUGCAUGAUCUUCGCGGCGCGACCAUUGAACUUGGCCGAGUUUCGGCAUCUGUUCACCUUCAGUGUCCAGUCUCCUCCAAAGUCACUUGCUGAGUGGGCAGCAUCCGAGGGACAAGCUGUCACGGACGACAACAGGCUGAUACGGUAUAUCAAUACACUCUCCAGAGGGCUCGUGGAGGUGCGGCUAAAACCAGCCCCUCUCAGACGGGUCGCAACACGGACGGCUGUGCCACUGGAUGAACCAUUAUCUCGAGAGGUAUCUGAAGCCAAGGAUGAUUCAUUGGUCGACGACACAGAGGCCCGUCUGGACACGGACAUUGAGGAGCCCAAUGCGAGUCCACAAGAACAUGAGCAAUGGGACACAUCUUCAGGUCAAGUUACGCCACCUCUGGGUACCUCGGAUCAAAAUGGGGGGGAAGGGAGGACAGAAGAAGACUCUGGAGCAGAGGAAGGGGGACCAGAAGACGAGGAAAGAGUAGAGGAGCAAGCUCUCCAAGGCUUUGACUGGACUCAACUUCUCCAGCUCGUUGACUGGGAGCGUGGCAUACAGUUCCACGUCACUGCGGACCUUGAUCCGCAGACACUUGACAGUGGUUCCAACAGCCUGUGGCGGAUGUUUUUGGACGGGUCAUGGGAACCAGUGCCUCUCGACCGCUGCGACCCUCGGAAUUACAUCCUGGAAACCGUUCACAAUUCGGUUCGCGAUUUUUUUACUGAAAAGAAUGGAUUCGGCUUCUUGGACGGGCAGACGGCUAGCAAUUACGCUGGACAAGGACACUGUGCACUUGCCAAAGCUUGCUAUACGUAUCUCAACGUGAACGAGCUGCAAUUGCUUCCGCAAAUGGUCCAGGGUCACUUGGGAAUGUUGAACUUUCCAGAACUUGAGGAACUUGUGGACACGGGGAAAUUAAGUUUCACGCCGUACGCGUAUGAGUUUCUUGGCUAUCAUGCAAGAAGCGCAGAGGCGUCCGGGAUGACCGUGGACUUUCUCCUUUCCUCCCCUCUCACGAAGACAACCGGUCUGGUCGGCCAAUGGGGCUGUUUACCGGGAAGCCCUACGGCAUUGGACCAUAUUGGGAUCCGAACAGACUGCAGCCACUAUGCCACUCGCCUCCAUUUCCUUUGCGGUGAAGGCUUGUUUCGCACCACAGAGGAUUACCUCCAGGGAACCCCGAUCACGGUCGAGAGCCUCGAAGCCCGUGACCGACAGGGAAAAACGCCCCUAUACUACGCUCUACGCAGAGCCAGGCUCUUCAAAUCAGACAGCGAACUGGCCAAUUUUGCCGGUGUGCUCAUACAACACGGAGCUAACCCCAACAUGAAGACACAUGGGGAGGAGACUUUAUUGGUCGUUGCGGUCCAGGGGAAAUUGCGCGAAUGCAUAAAUGUUCUGAUAAAAGCUGGUGCAGAUGUGAAUAUGCCAGGUGAGUGGGACAAGACGCCUCUCGAGGAGGCCGUGGGUGAAGGGUCGAAGGACUUGGAAAUCAUCAAACUGCUCUUGCACUAUGGCGCAAAUCCGGUGAGGCGUGGCCGGCUGUAUUGGCUGCGGCACGUUCAUGACAUGUUCCGCGGCUUCUAUGGUUGCGCGCUGUCCGAUAGCGUUUUUAUUUCUUCACCCGCUGUUAUUGAGCUUCUUUUGAGACACGUGCUGCCAAAUCAACUAGAGGCGAAAGAUGCAGAGCAGCUGAUCGAGACGGCUUUGGAGCGGGGGAGGUACGACUGCUUGAUUGUCUUCCUUACGUCCUCUCCCACUCGGAAGGCGAUGACAAUGAAAAGCAUUGCGUCACUGAGACAAUCCCUGGCAAGCCAGAAAGGGAUAGUAGAAAGAGGAGAAAGGUGGGCGCCACCUAAGAUCUACGGUGUCAGAAUUGGGGCUUCUGUUCCAAAUACCUUCAAUGGAAACGAAGCAAAAGAGCUGAUGAAGCUUUUGGAUGAGAUGACCAACGUGAGCACCACGCUCACGCAACGUCUUCGAUUUAUUCCAGGUGGCUAUGUCGACUGUGGCCAUCAUUCCAUUGAAUCAGUAUCUCUCAUUGCUCUGAAGAUACGGUACCCGAAACGCAUCACAACCCUUCGUGGGAAUCGUGAAUCUCGCCAGGUCACUCAGGUCUAUGGCUUGUACGACGAAUGUCUCCGUAAAUACGGCAAUGCCAACGUUUGGAUAUAUUGUACAGGUCUCUUCGACUACUUGCCUCUGACCACUCUGAUUGAGAGCCAAAUCCCCUGUCUACAUGGAGGGCUCAGCCCUUCUAUCAGUCAUCUUGAUGACAUUCGCGCAAUAGACCGAGAGCAAGAACCUCCCCAUAGCGGCUCUAUGUGUGAUCUUCUCUGGAGUGACCCCGACGAAAGAGAUGGGUGA